Durusdinium trenchii is the source of this 881-nucleotide messenger RNA. The record is from the annotation of a GenBank genome assembly. NCBI's taxonomy places the organism in Eukaryota, Dinophyceae, Suessiales, Symbiodiniaceae.
GCAAAAAGGUAGCUCUUUCGGUUUUUGUUCUUUUUCACCGAUAGCACUUGUGGAGCCCCAUGUCGAGCGAUGGCAAAUCUGACCGUCAGGGCGUUGCGGGGUUUCGGUCACCGUUGCCACCGUGGUUGAAGACAGAUGACCUGCAGGUUCGAACGCCUUUGAAGCCACCAGCUACACCAAAAGCACCGAUGUUGCCUAAUACAUCUUGGAUGCAAAUUGUGGAAGAACGCCGUCGAGCAACCGAAGAGCGUUUGGGGCCAAAGGCAGACCAUCCAAAACCGCUCACGAAAUUGCGUGGCCGCACUCCGGCGAUGCCUCAAGAAACAUCUGAAGAUUGGUGUCGCGAGGCACGAAAUCUGGACAGAAAGGCCCUGGCUAGACUCUUGCGUGACCUGAAGGAUCGCUUAGAAAAGGAAGAGGUCAGAACUUUGGCCGUUGAGGCCAAGCUUCCUCAAACCAUUUGGUCCAAAUUUGACAAGCUCGAUCCAUUCUCCAGAGCUAGCAGUCUGUUGGAGGCCAUCGAUAUUAGGUCUUGACAGCCGAUGAAGAUACAGCAUGCCACGAGACUUGAGACUAUUUCUGAUACAGGAAGCCUCCAGCUCCAGCAGCAUAUCCAUACGCCACGGUCCUUCCAGAGCCUUUGUGGAUCUUCCGUGAGACUGUUCAAAAGGAAAAAGGAAAAGAACGAUAGAAGAAGAAGAAGCCUAAAGAAAGGAGGACAACAAACACUUCAGUCUUUUUUUUCAAAUGUUCAUUCAGGUUCACAGUCUGAAUUUUACAACUUUGAGAGUUCACACUUCGUGCCAGGCAGCUGUGGAUCUUUGAGAGCGAACAACAAGCAGAGUUCAGAUCUGGUACCAAACAGCGGUUCACAUUUUGCU